Medioppia subpectinata is the source of this 2124-nucleotide messenger RNA. Lineage: Eukaryota; Metazoa; Arthropoda; Arachnida; Sarcoptiformes; Oppiidae. The record is from the annotation of a GenBank genome assembly.
AUGGACGGACAGUUGAGACAAUUGGUGAACCAAGUGUUGGCAAUAAUGGGCGAAGAAGUGGAUCACUUGAUGGCCGUCGAGGGACGAGUGUUGCGGACACUGACCACGAGUUAUGCGAUACACGUGUUGGCGAUGGUAUCGGUGGACGCCAUCAACGCUGUGGUCAUCGACAGCGCCAUCCUCUCCACGAUUGUCACCGUAUGGCUGGCCUUAAGACUCAAUCGCAAACACUUCUCACCACUCAUUACACUCAUUGUCGACCACUUGUGUCACAGGCAAUGGAUUAAACAGUUAAACUCGAAAAAGCCAAGUCUUGGUUGGGCUCUAUUCAAGGCAUUCGUCUUUGAAUUCAUUCCAUGGAUUCUGCUCUUUAUAUUUCAAGAAGCGGUGAUACGUGUGGCCCAACCCGUGCUCUUGGGAUAUGUGGUCAGAUAUUUCCAGAAGAAACAGCACAUCGCGUAUACGGACGCCGCCUAUUGUGCCGCCGGUGUUGUCCUGUGUUCUGCCGGUUGUGUUACUCUCAAUCACUUGAACUUCACUUAUCUCAUGAAGACUGGGAUGAGGAUGAGAGUGGCCUGUUGUGCACUUAUGUUCAAAAAGUCAAUGAAAUUAAGCCGUUCAGCGAUGGGAAAGACAACAGUCGGACAAAUACUUAAUAUGAUGUCCAAUGAUGUCAACAGAUUUGAUGAGUUUGCAUUUACUGUUCACUCGUUAUUUGUGGCACCGAUUCAGUCGGCAGUGAUUCUGUUCCUGCUUUGGGAGCACUUGAGUUGGGCCUGUUUUUCGGGACUCGGAGUCAUCAUACUAUUCAUCCCAUUCCAGGGCCUUAUGGGACGUCUGUUUCAAAGUGUGCGGCGACAGACGGCUCAACUCACAGACACUAGGAUUAGGAUUAUGAACGAAAUCAUAUCCGGAAUGCGAGUGAUUAAAAUGUAUACCUGGGAGAAGCCCUUCCAGGACUUAGUGGCCGACGCGAGACUAAAACUGUCGGCAGAAUCGGUAUUCGUUACAAUGGCUUUCUUUAAUACACUGAGAAACACGUUAACCAAACACUUUCCGGCGGGAAUCGCCGCCAUCGCUGAACUCAUAGUUGCCUGCCAUCGGAUUCAGGAGAUAAUUGAGCCCACAAUCAAAGAUCUGAGUGUUUGCGUAAAAUCGGGUGAAUUAUUGGCAGUGAUUGGACCGGUCGGCAGUGGAAAGAGUUCACUAUUGAUGGCAAUCCUCAAUGAGUUGUCACUAACUGGCGGUUCGCUGGAAGUGAGGGGCAAAGUCUCGUACGCACCGCAAGAGUCCUGGGCUUUCAUAUCCAGUGUUAGAGACAAUAUCCUCUUCGGCUCUGAAUAUAACGAAGAGAAAUAUAAUAAAGUGGUUCACGUGUGCGCUCUGGACAGGGACUUCAAACUGUUCCCAUUCGGUGACAAAACUCUUUGCGGUGAACGCGGAGUGUCGUUAAGUGGAGGCCAAAAGGCUCGGAUCACAUUAGCCCGAGCCCUAUACCAUGAGGCAGACGUCUACCUAUUGGACGACCCGCUGUCGGCAGUGGACGCACACGUCGCUAAACAUCUCUUCCAAAAUUCAUACUUAACCACCGAUUGCUAUAUUAGAUGUGCGAUGGAGUACCUGAAAGAUAAGGCCCGCAUAUUAGUCACACAUCAGAUCCAAUUCCUGAGAGAGGCUCAUAAGAUACUAGUCCUAAAUGAAGGCAAAUGUGUGGCGUUCGGCACUUACGAAGAGUUGAUGGAAUCUGGCGUUAAUUUCAUGCAAUACUUAAGCGAUACGAAACCACACGACCCGAAGACUGACCAAUUGGCUGAAUAUAGAAGAAUGCAGAGAAGCGUGUCGUUUACGCCAUCGCUGGCGAGCAGUAUUGCCGGCUCUGAAGUAUCGCACGAAGAGAUCAGAGACGUGAUCGCCGAAGAAGACGAACCAAAACUGAAAGGCGAGACCAAAAUGAUCGGUUCAAUCGAUUCCAGUAUAUAUUGGGAUUAUAUGAAGGCCGGCGCCGGAUGUUUCCUUAUAUUCGUUACGCUCUCAUCGAUAGUCGUCUCUCAAGUGCUUUAUCAGGGAAGCGACUUCUGGCUCACCAUAUGGUCAGUUCAUCCAUCAAUCCAUUCAAUUCAUUAA